Molecule: messenger RNA, 1264 nt
Organism: Telopea speciosissima
Lineage: Eukaryota; Viridiplantae; Streptophyta; Magnoliopsida; Proteales; Proteaceae
Product: probable inactive purple acid phosphatase 28
Exons: 4
Coding region: 39-1250 (403 amino acids)
Cellular component (GO): cytoplasm
Molecular function (GO): hydrolase activity, acting on ester bonds
Source: RefSeq, a predicted model, not a curated record
GAACCAAGCAUCUUGCAGUCUUCAUUCCCUCAACAGAGAUGGAGGGUUCUGCCCGAGAAAAAUGGCUGACCCUCCCUUUCUUCAUCGCAUUCCUUUUCGCAGUUCUCUACCUUCUUCAAACCCUAAUUCUCGAGAAUUUGAUGGUGGGAAACACAGAGGCAAAGAUCAAGAGAAAGCCCGAUCUUCCACUGAGAUUUAACUCCAAUGGCACCUUCAAGAUCCUUCAGGUUGCCGAUAUGCAUUAUGGGAAUGGGAUUGUGACCAGAUGUAGAGAUGUGCUGCCGUCGGAGUUCGAGUUCUGUUCCGAUCUUAAUACGACUCAGUUCCUUCGAAGAGUGAUUAAAGCUGAGAAGCCCGAUCUUAUCGUCUUUACGGGAGACAAUAUAUUUGGGCCAAGUGCUGCAGAUGCUGCUGAAUCUUUAGCCAAAGCCGUCAGUCCUGCCUUGGAAUCCAGAAUUCCUUGGGCAGCAAUUUUGGGUAAUCAUGACCAAGAGUCUACCAUGAGCCGGGAGGAACUGAUGUCAUUUAUUUCUCUUAUGGAUUAUUCGGUCUCUCAGAUCAAUCCAUCUAUGAGCGACUCUGCUGAUGGUGUUGAAACAAGCACAGUAGCCAUUGAUGGGUUUGGGAACUAUAAUCUCAGAGUGCAAGGAGCUUUUGGGUCUGACUUGGCCAAUACCAGUAUCCUCAAUCUCUUAUUUCUUGACAGUGGAGAUAGGGCUACUGUCAAUGGUGUUCGAACUUACGGCUGGAUCAAGGAAUCUCAACUGCAUUGGCUUCGUAGCUUUUCUGAGGGCCUUAAGCAGGGCAACGAAUGGGAUCGAGAGCCACUGUAUGGCAUCACGUUGGCUCCUACCCCGGCACUUGCAUUCUUCCACAUCCCAAUCCCAGAAAUUCGGCAGCUCUGGUAUAAGAAGAUUGUGGGCCAGUAUCAGGAGGGAGUUGCUUGUUCUGUUGUUAACUCUGGCGUUUUACCAGCUCUUGUGUCCAUGGGAGAUGUGAAGGCUGUCUUCAUUGGCCAUGAUCACACUAAUGACUUUUGCGGGGAGCUUGAUGGUAUAUGGUUUUGCUAUGGUGGGGGCUUUGGAUACCAUGCUUAUGGUAAAGCAGGUUGGUCUAGAAGAGCAAGGAUAAUUCUGGCUGAGCUAGGAAGGGGGGAGAAGGCAUGGAUGGGGGUCGAGAGGAUCAAGACUUGGAAGUGUCUUGAUGAUGAGAAUCUGAGCAAGAUCGAUGAGCAAAUUUUGUGGCACUGAAGGUUAUAAAGAUG